CAUGGCCUGGUGCUCAUCCGAGCUAGGUCCUUCCGUCUACAUUCCAUCUUCUUUUUGGAUCGACUUGUGUUAACUGAUGAAACAAAUGUAUCGGUAAAAAGCAAGGAUAUCUACAUCUUCCCGUGGUUCAUAUGUUUUUAUACACAAACCUGUGUUUCGGGUUGGAGUUCAUUGUUUACCAUACAUGUGGAAGGUCCUGUGCGCGAACUGAGAGCUAGGGAUCAGUUUUCUCAUUUACCACAGAGAGGGAUCCGAUAUGCAUAUACACUGUGAAACAUUGAAUUCGCUCCAACAACACUGCACCGUGUGGCGCUGGUGCCGCUGUUGUAUUAUGAAGUCCAAUGCUAGCCUGUUUAGUUGCGCUUUGAUCUAUUUCAUGUUGCAUUCUUAAUAAAGCAUAGGCAAAAUCAGACUGGGAUAAGAAAAUUAGCAUUAACUGCACGCCAUCGCAGAACAGUUUUAGAAGUUGAAACGUUUGUCCGAAAAAAACAUUAUAUAGAGAUAUGCCUACAGAGGCAUAGAUCUUCGUCAUUCAUUAUAUACGUAGAUUCUAUACAUAUAUAAAUAGAAAUCUAGACAGAUUAAUUAAACAUGAUUAUCAGCAUUUUGAAAAGUCUGGCGUCUAUUAUUUCACUUUGGGGAUUUUUUUUUAAACCAAGCUACUGUAGAGCAGUUGACUUUAUUGUGAAAAAUACCCAUCUAUAGAUAUUUAAACGCACCCUUGCUACGGCUUGUUUUUUUUGUUGUUGUUUUUUUUCUACCGCGUGACGUUAUUCUAUAAAUAACAUCUCCAUUUUAUAUGGGGAUUUCCAGCAAGCGUCUCAUUGUUUAAUGUUUCAUUACCUUAAUUGGAUUGCACCUACUCACUGGAGUGCUUCAGUUUAAAAUAUAUCCGGUUUGAAGAUCGGAAAGUUCAUAUAUUUAAUUAUCAUAACCGUUAAUAAAGAGGACAAUUUGGACAGAUUUAUAAAUAGACACCGGGAAGGAAAUACCAACUCUAUUUUUAGAAUGGUUGGGUUUCUAGAGUCUGAGGAUUCCUAGAAUAACGUGGAAUAAAGAAACAGGGACAUGUGUUAUUCUUUUAAAUAAAUGUUUUGAUAUGAUUUAUUUCUUUGAAUACUGAUGAAUAAGUGGUCAGACUGACCAGGUCAGGGAGUGGUGUAAAGGUUGUUUGGUGAAAUGCAAAAAGUGGGACAGUAGUCGGAUACUACAUGAAGUCUGGACACGCCCUUAUUUAAAACGAAAGAACAGUAUUGAUAAGACCAUACAUUCUUUAAAAUGUCUGACAGACCUGAGGAUCUGCGGAAAGAGCUUGAAACUAUUGUCAAAUUUGAAUAUGACGUCUUUGUUAUAUUCGCGACAGAGGAUGAAGAUCUUGCAAAACAUGUGUGUGAAGGACUUGAACAAAUUCAACUACGAUGCAUUGCUCAGUUCAAACAUGAUACUUUCCAAAUUGGACAAAACGUUUUUGAUAAUGUAGUCAGUAAUGUAUCUAGGUCAAAUAAAACAUUGCUGCUCCUUACGGAGAAAUCCCUUAACAGUCAUUGGGUGACCUUAGAAACUAUUUUAGCUCUAGAAGAAUCAAAAAGAUCAAAUAUGUUGAGGGUACGAAUGUUACUCCAUAAUGUUGCUGAAAGGGAUAUUAAAUUCUUAAAGAGGGGCAUUCUUGCCAGUGUGCCUCACAUUAAAGUAGAUUUCAAUAAAAAUGAAUGGAACACACUUUUAGCACAAGAAAUCAACAGUGAAAUUUCACUGCCAGAAGUGUUGCCUGUGGGUAGUAUGGCUCAUGGUCUGGUAUUCUCUCACUACACAGGGUUUUUAUGCCAUGUGUUACCAGUAUUAAAGGAGGAAAUACAGAAGACCAACAUAUACAAGAAAAAACAUCUACAUGUUUCUACAAAGUAUUACAUGCUGCUUCCUGGAACAUGCAACAUUCGCGAUGAUCUGACAUCAUAUGACGAGGAGGAGAACAUAAAGAUCGAAAAACAAGAAAAUCUGAAAUUUGAAAAACCACAUGCUGGGAAAAAAAGGACCUUUUCAUUGUCAAUAUACAAGAUAUCAAAAGGAACUGAGGAGUUUUACUUUUUUGCUGAUUUCCCGAAUGUGCUGAAAGCUAUGUUCAGGAUGGAGAAUGAACGUCUCGCAGAUGUGGACAUUCGAUUCCAGAUUGCAAGGUUCUAUUUCACCAUGAAUGAGAUGAUCAACCAUGCGGAAAAUGAAGUCUGUCAUAACACAGUACAGUUAAUCCUGUUCAAUGAAAAUGUGGAAUCUAUGCAGGCUGCCUUAUGGCAUGCAGUGUCGCACAAUGUACCAGCAGAAGUGUUGGAAGAAAUGCAGGGCAUGCAUAUUAACCAGCAGCCAAUACAGAGGCUGUGUGAGAGACAGUCAAGCAAUGACAAGGCUGAAAGAGAUGCCACAAUAUCAUGUUGUGAUGAAUGUUUGAAGGAUCGACAUGUUGCAGAUGAAAUUGAAGAAUUUCUACAGAACAAGGGGAAAUAUGUUGAAACUAAUCCCGGUGUGAAAAGUUUCGAUUUACCAAAGGCAAAGUGGCAUAUAUUUGUUUUGUCACAAGAGGCGUUAGAAACAUCUUACACAUUGGCAAAAUUAUGUAUGGCUGCCUUGGCAGACAGUUUGAGUGACAAUGCAUUACGUGUUCUGGUUGUGAUUAGAGAAUUGGAACCAAGGAAUAUUCCAAGGUUUAUCAAAAGUGUUAACAUGCUGAAAGUCUCAGAGCCAAACUAUUGUGAAAAGCUUCUGAAGACAAUGACUGGUGAAGUGUUAAGACUUGAGCACAGUUUGCCUGCUGGAGAUGUUGCUACAGGUCUUGCCUGGGCGUACGUUAUAAAUUACCUUGUUGUUACAUUGCUUGGAACAUCCUCACCGGAAACUGGGCAUUUAAAUUUCAGAGGAAGAAUACAGAAGUUUUUAAAAGACCACAGCAUUCCUAAUGGUUGUAUUUACAAGAUGUUUAUUUUGUUGCCAAAGUCAUGCACAACAGCGACCAACCUUGCUGACAAAGCAAAUGAAGGAGUAAAUGCAGUGAACAUUAAAAAAGGAACUGGGUUUGUGACUAAACUUGGAAGUAUUGAACCUGUAGUUUGUAAUACAGGAGGGCAGCUUAACAGACCAUUUUACUUACAGAUGUACAAGCAUGAGGACCCGAGGUCACAAAGGAGUAUCUGCUUCAUAGCUGAAUACUGUACACCUGCAAACUGUAUGCGAGAGAUGGUGGAGAACUAUAAAUUUGCUGGACUAGAAGAAGAUGAGAUGGCAAAACAAUGUGAUGAUUUUGUGGAAAUACUUCCAAACAUAAUGCAGAGAGAGGCAGUGAAGAAAAGGCUUGGUGAUAUCAGUGACCUUGUAGAACUGAUAUGUUAUGAUGACAAAACUGAAUCAUUGUUGUCAGCCAUUGAGGACCAUAUUGGAAAAGGUAGCCCAGACAUAGUGUAUGCAAAGGACAUACCACGGACUGGAGACCAGAAUUAUCACCUGCCUUGAAAUUCACUCAGCUGUCACCUGGUUACCCAGUCAAAUAAACACUUCUUACAAUCAUGAGAAUCAUUUUUACCUGUAGCCUGCUGGCGGCAAAUGAUUUUGCUUGCAACCAGUGCUGGCUGAUCACGGUCUACACUGUUCUUUUCAGUCAAUAAAUUUUCAAGGAACACUUUGAAUGAUAAAUGGUACUGUCCAUAUUGAAAGAUGGACUAGUCUAUUUUAGAAAUUUAGCAGGCUAAAGGUUAAAUGAUUUUUGUGUUUUACAGAAACAAAUGUAAUCAUACAUAUUGUAAAAAGAUCACCAUUAUGAACUUUGAGCAAGUAAGGAUUACAGUUGGUAUUUUUCUUUACUUUCCAGGGUAUAAUUUAUCUUGAUGGGGGUAUUUACCCAAAUUAUUAUGGGAAAACUGUAGUUCUUUUGGACAGUAUAGUUGUGUCCUCAUAAAACCACCAGAAUAUAUCUGUUUCAGCUAGUGAAGUUAUUGGAAAUUUUACAGGGGAAUUUUCAUAUCCAAAGAAAUGCCUUUUAAAAAAUACUCAUAAUAAUUAUUAUUUAAAAACAGUCCCACUAAAAGACUUAAAAUGUCUGUAUAUUGAAACUGCUUCAUUGCCAUAAAAGGACUGUGAGACUGAUUUGGUUAGCUUUUGUUUGUGAAAGAGAUAUGCUGGCAAAUUAGUACUGAUGCUCAUUUUCUUUAGGGAACAAAUGGUUUUUAAAAUGUAUGAAAGCUCCCAGCAAGAAAAGGUUGUGGACAGCCAUAUAUAUGAAUAAUGUGAUAGAAUUAUUUGAUAGUUUGUUUAACUGUUUAGAAAUGACUUGAAAGAAGCUUAAAAUUCUAUAUAAUACAUGUAUUCUUAGAGCCUGCCCGCUUAGCUCAGUAGGGAGAGCGUUGGACUACGGAUCGCGGGGUAGUGAGUCUGAUCCCAGGGCGGAGCUUAUGUUCUCUGUGACAAUUUGAUAAAAGACAUUGUGUCUGAAAUCAUUCGCACUCCACCUCUGAUAAUUCAUGUGGGGAAGUUGGCAGUACUUACGGAAAACAGGUUUGUGCUGGUACAGAAUCCAGGAACACUGGUAAAGUUAACUGCCCACCAUUACAUAACUGAAAUACUGCCCUCAACCCUAACAAACAUGUAUUUUUAUAUUUUCCAUAAAACAAGUUAUUGAUAUUUAGGUCAGCCUGUAAUUACAUAAUGUUACUGAACAUUAAAUGCCAUCUAAUAAUGAGGUUUUAAUAAACUUUAAGAUUGAUUGUUACAGUAAAAUUGUGAUUUUUAGGUGUAGCAUUGAACCUUGACAAAAUUUAGUUUAUACUAAUUUAUUUUAGUUUGAUUGUGAUGAAAGCUUAAAGCUUAUUGGAACCACUCUUGAGUCUGCUUCCUGGAAAAGCCAGUACUGGUGUCAUAUGAGAGGUCAUGGUCGUGACCCCAGUGGGGCUUGAACCCACGAGCCCUGGGUUGAGCAUCCGAUACCUUAACCACUAGACCACUGCUCCCCUCAAAGUUGACAAAAUUUGACAUAAUGAAUCAGUGAAAUUCAAUGUUUUCCUAUUAAAACUACAUCAUGUACACUUUUUCAUGUCAUGUCUGUACUUAUAAUUAAUGUAUUGUAUCUGAUUUUUUAUUUUGUUGACAAAACAAUUCUAAUGUGUCGGAAUAUGUUGUUGACUCACCUACUUUUUUACUGCUGUUUGUUUUGUUUUGAAACUUUUAGAAAUGGACAAAUUCAAUGUAUAUUCUAGACUUGUACAUCAUUUACUUGAUUGCUAUUUACAUAAAAUAGUUUUUUUUCAAACUUCAUAAAUCAUCUCAUAAUUUAGUCAGCUUUCAGCUAAAAAUACAUGUCCUUCUACAUAGGAUAUAGAUCUAUUUAUAUUUACAUUAAAAUACAGUACUGUUGAUGCAACCUACAUGUUAUUUGGCACUAUAUAGGCACACAAAAAAUAUUACCAUAUUUGAUCUACUGUUUUAUAUAAACAACAUUUCAUAAUCAAAAUUAUAUUAACAGAAUGUAGUUUCACUUUAUUUGCACAUGCUGGAGAGCAAAACAAAUCAUUAUGCCUGUACGCAUUAACUUAUCUUGUACCAUACAUGUCCCAAGAAAUACUUCUUUCCUAUUUCAUUCACUGUUUUACAUAUAUAGUAGAAUGGAAAUACUCCAAAUGGGUUGUAUGCAAUGGAGAAUAAUUCACAUGGGCUACUCACUCCUGAAAUUAUUCCCAAGAUAUAUAGCUUCUUGGCCAUGUUUCAGUUUAUGGUUCUGCUAUUUAUUAUUACUUAAUUUUUAGCUCACCUGUCACAAGGUGACAAGGUGAGCUAUUGUGACAGCUUGAUGUCCGUCGUCUGUCGUGCGUCAACAAUUUGUAAAAAAAUCUUCUUGAAAACCACUGGGCAGAAUUACACAAAACUUCACAGGAAUGAUCCUUGGGUGGCCCCCUUUCAAAAUUGUUCAAAGAAUUGAAUUCCAUGCAGAACUCUGGUUGCCAUGGCAACCAAAAGGAAAAACUUCUUCUUCUCAAAAACCAGAAGCCCUAGAGCUUAGAUAUUUGGUGUGAAGCAUUGCCUAGUGGACCUCUACCAAGUUUAUUUAAAUCGUGACCCCGGGGUCAAAAUUGACCCCGCCCCAGGGGUCACUUGAUUUUACAUAGGAAAAUCUUCAAAAAUCUUCUCAAAAACCAGAAGCCCUAGAGCUUAGAUAUUUGACAUGUAGCAUUGCCUAGUGGACCUCUACUAAAGUUGUUCAAAUCAUGACCCAGGGGUCAAAAUUGACCUCGCCCCAGGGGUCACUUGAUUUUACAUAGGAAAAUCUUCAAAAAUUUUCUAAAAAUAAACCAGAAGGCCUAGAGCUUAGAUAUUUGACAUGUAGCAUUGCCUAGUAGACUUCUACAAAAUCUGUUCAAAUCAUGACCCCGCCCCAGGGGUCACUUGAUUUUAUAUAGGAAAAUCUUAAAAAAUCUUCUUCCCAAAAACCAGAAGCCCUAGAGCUUAGAUAUUUGACAUGUAGUAUUGCCUAGUGGACCUCUACUAAAGUUAUUCAAAGCAUGAUCCCGGGGUCAAAAUUGACCCUGCCCUAGGGGUCACUUGAUUUUACAUAGGAAAAUCUUAAAAAAUCUUCUUCCCAAAAACCAGAAGCCCCAGAGCUUAGAUAUUUGACAUGUAGCAUUGCCUAGUGGACCUCUACUAAAGUUAUUCAAAUCAUGACCUCGGGAUCAAAAUUGACCCUGCCCCAGGGGUCACUUGAUUUUACAUAGGAAAAUCUCCAAAAAAAUUCUAAAAAUAAACGAGAAGGCCUAGGUCUCAGAUAUUUGACAUGUAGCAUUGCUUAGUAGACUUCUACAAAAUUUGUUCAAAUCAUGACCCCCGGGGUCAAAUUGACCCCGCCCCAUGGGGUUACUUGAUUGUACAUAGGAAAAUCUUCAAAAUUUUCUAAAAAUAAACCAGAAGGCCUAGAGCUUAGAUAUUUGACAUGUAGCAUUGCCUAGUGGACCUCUACAAAAUUUAUUCAAAUCUUGACCGCCCAGUGUCAAAUUGAUCCAGCCCCAGGGGUUACUUGAUUGUACAUAGGGAAAUCUUCAUAAAUUUGCUAAAAAUAAACCAGAAGGCCUAGAUCUUAGAUAUUUGAUAUGUAACAUUGCCUAGUAGACUUCUACAAACUUUGUUCAAAUCAUGACCCCUGGGGUAAAAUUGGCCACGCCCCAGGGGUUACUUGAUUGUACAUCGAAUAAUCUUCCAAAAAAUUUCUAAAAAUCAUCAGUUUGACAUUUGAAACAUGUAGCUCAUAUUACUCAGGGGAGCGAUCCAAGGUCAUCAUAACCCUCUUGUUAGUUCUGUCACAGCAAAAUAAACCAUAAAAACCAAAAAAAAAAAGUAGCGGAUAGUUUUGCAUUGUCUCAUGUAAUUUUGUGACUAGGCAAACCCUGGCGGUUUGUUAAAUGUAUCGCCCAUAUGAACCAUUUCUGCCUUUUUGAUUCACCAAAUAUAGUGUUAGUAACACAUUCAUAUUUAAAUCAUAAAAUAUAUCAGUAAUCUUUUAAUAUGUAUUUUAGAAUUAAUGGACCAUUUGUUAAUUUGAUGCAAUUUCUGUGAUUUUGUGAUAACAAAUACUGGAAGAAUAUAUAUAAUUUAUGUAUGAAUCUGUAUGAAUACAUUCAUUUUUAAAAUGCCAUAUCUUAAUCAAUUGCAUUUUGAUAUUUUGUUACUUUUUGUUGUAUAUUACUGCUAGUUUAAGAAAUUGUUUGAUAGUUGCAAAUGUUUGAAAUUACAAAGCAGCCAUAUGCUUUUAAUGUAUUUUCUGUUAUUUUUGUACAAAUCUUACUUUUUGUGGUGACAUUUCAACAAACACCUACCCCAGUUUGACAUAAUCCUUAAACUUUAAGAAUCAUUUUUAAAAAAAUCCCCAACUAAUACAUGUAUGGCAUCAUUCCAAAAUGAAAUCAUAAGUGUUUGAUGUACAAACAAUUUAUGCAAUUAUGCUUACUCUAACUUCUGCUAUCCAUUUCAAGGUCUUUUCUUAAAGGUCUUUGUAUGUAAUAUAAUUGUGUUUACCUAUGUAACUGGGAAAAAAAUUCUAAUUUUGCAAAUUUUAAAAUGAGGUAAAAUUGUCAAUGUAUAAAAAUAUGGUUGUGAAUUUAUCUUGUUUAAUUGUUACCUAUUUGUUUUUGAAUUGUAUUGACCCGUGCCAUGAGAAAACCAACAUAGUGGCUGUGCGACAGUUCAUUAACAGUUUCUCUAAUUGCAAUAGACUUUGAAAGAGAACAGCAUGGAUCCUGACCAGAAUGCGCGGAUGCGCAGGCUGGUCUGGAUCCAUGCUGGUCGUAAAGCCACUAUAUUGGUUUUCUCAUGGCGCGGCUCUUGUGAUUUUCGAGUGUGUACAGUGCGUACAUUUCUCGGUAAAAGUGUUUUCUGCUUUUCAUGUCAGUAUCAUCAAAUAACGCAAGGACAUCCCUAGAUAAAUAUUGUUAAAAUAAAAUCAACCAUUUUUAUAACAUCAUCAUUUAACACAUGUCAUAUCAUUUGUUUUGUAACUCCAGUUAAACCAUCCUUCACUUAAUACAUGUUUGGGUGACAUUUUUGCAGACAAACUUCCAUCAGUGAUGUUGUUUAGGUUGGAAUGAAAAUUAUAGAGAGAGUAUGUAAUUUGUUUCAGUAUAUAAAACAAUAUUUUUUUCAGUGUGAAUAUGAAAUAUGGUGUUCAGGGAUGAGAGAUCUAUAGAUGUUAAAUUUGAAACAAACAUUGUGUAUUAUGAUGAUUUUGAUUAAAUAUUUAUUGACUGUGAAGAGUCGUGCCACAUUGUGGUGUUGCACACUACUAAAUAAUGACUUAAUGUUUAUGAUAAUAAAAUUUAAUAUUUCCAUGAGAUUUAAAAAUAUUUCAUUCUGAUAUGGAAAAAUGUUAAAGCAAGGCAUCAAAGACCAUGCAUUCAUUGUAAAAAAGCAGUGAAGUAGGGCUAUUAUGUCUUUAUAAAAGCUUGCACAUUCUAAUUGAAAUAAAGAUAGCUCAUAUAACUGAUAUGAAGACAUGUUCUACACGUGUAGUAAGUAAAACACAUGAAAUAUGAUUAAAGAACAGCACAAAUGAAAUGAAAUUAUAUCUAUUUCUUUUAGACAUAAUCCACUUCUAUAUUCUUCAGUAUUCUAGAAAUAUGUAAUAAAAUAAUGUCAUUAAUUUUAAUCUAUCAAAACAGAAGAUUGAGAGUGUCUUAUCAUGUUACUUGUUAAUUCAUUUUGGAAUACACCAUUAAGAAUAAAUUAUCAUUACAAGUGA
Molecule: messenger RNA, 9256 nt
Organism: Mercenaria mercenaria
Lineage: Eukaryota; Metazoa; Mollusca; Bivalvia; Venerida; Veneridae
Exons: 12
Coding region: 1279-3498 (739 amino acids)
Biological process (GO): innate immune response; positive regulation of type I interferon production; activation of innate immune response
Cellular component (GO): endoplasmic reticulum membrane; autophagosome
Molecular function (GO): 2',3'-cyclic GMP-AMP binding; cyclic-di-GMP binding
Source: RefSeq, a predicted model, not a curated record